AUGGCUGGAGCAAUGGUACCAGCGCUUGCUCUGUCCCUCAGCUUAGUGGUCAAGUAUAGUGAGGGUCAACUAAGUGCUUUCGAUAUAAACCAUGACGAGGAUAUCGAGGGAGGUAGUGAUGAUGAGGUUGAGGAGACAGAUGAAGCGGCUGAGUUAGAUCCGGACGCAACCUUGGAAAUCACGGACAAAGUGUUCUUAUCCAUCGAUAGUGCCAAAGGGUUCG
Molecule: messenger RNA, 223 nt
Organism: Sphaeroforma arctica JP610
Lineage: Eukaryota; Ichthyosporea; Ichthyophonida
Exons: 1
Source: RefSeq, a predicted model, not a curated record